Cucumis melo (muskmelon) is the source of this 598-nucleotide messenger RNA. Its product is annotated as cytochrome c oxidase subunit 5C-like. The coding region runs from base 201 to 395 and encodes 64 amino acids. The transcript has 2 exons. NCBI's taxonomy places the organism in Eukaryota, Viridiplantae, Streptophyta, Magnoliopsida, Cucurbitales, Cucurbitaceae. The record is from RefSeq and is a predicted model, not a curated record.
ACACUAAAUAAACGGUGGCUUGACCUUGACGUGUUCAAGUGGGCCCACUCGCUCUCUCCCAAUCGGCAAAGCGAAAAUUGAGAGUCUUAAAAGAGUUUGGACGCAGCGAUCUUCGAAGACCAUAAACAAAGUUUCUAGGCGCCAUCCCAUCGCUUCUCAUCUCCUCCGAUUUUGUUACCGUUUUCAAACGUGAAAAGCAAAUGGCUGCAGGCAGGGUAGCUCAUGUCACACUACAAGGACCGAGUGUUGUCAAGGAGAUAUUGACAGGAAUGGGACUUGCUUUGUUUGCUGGUAGCUUUUGGAAAAUGCAUCAAUGGAAUGAGCAGAGGAAAGUGAGAGCUUUCUACGAUCUACUGGAGAAGGGUGAGAUCAGUGUCGUUGUUGAUGAAGAAUAGAUCUUACACUCUUACUCUUAUCAUGAUAUUAUGGAACACAUUCACAAGCUUGUGUUUAUCAUUUUUAUUUUUUUUUUGAAAAACCUCUUUGUAUUGCUCUUGGAACAGAGAUGACAUGUUUACGUUUUGCAACAAUUUCUGCAAAUAAGAGAUGAGUGAGACAGAUUUUGGUGGUUUAAUAAACCUUAUUUCAUGAUUUGUUA